This is a messenger RNA of Penicillium roqueforti, 1755 nucleotides long. RefSeq lists its product as uncharacterized. NCBI's taxonomy places the organism in Eukaryota, Fungi, Ascomycota, Eurotiomycetes, Eurotiales, Aspergillaceae. The transcript has 4 exons. The coding region runs from base 1 to 1755 and encodes 584 amino acids. The record is from RefSeq and is a predicted model, not a curated record.
AUGGACCCUGGGGAUGUCCCGACGUUUCUCCCAGAGCUAACCCAGGUCGAGGAAAUGCUGGUAUCUAGGGUACAUACCAUUAUUGAAGUCAGACAGAUCUUUUUCUCCGUCUUUCGCUGCCCAGAUCGCAAGAAAAAUGGCGGAGGCGUUUCCAAGUCCGCCUUCCCGAAUCCCGAUCCGACAGCCCUUAACGUCACCACCAUGACCGCUGAGGAAGAUCCUACACAACAUUUGCACCGUGGCAUCUUCAACACCCUCGACCAGUAUGGUCUGCCAGCGAAGUCACUUUUUCAUAUGUUGAAUGCAACUAUCCCCGGUGCCAGCUUUCCUCUGCUUCGCGUUGUUGUUGCGAGUGAUCAUUCGGCUCUAGUGGAGGUGAUCAACGGGGACCACUUUUAUAUCCCUACUUUGUUCCCGAUCCACUCAACAGCCGAGCUUUCCAUUGCGUUUCACCAUCUUAAGGAUGAGAUCGUCCGGCUUCUCGACGAGACUCUUGGAACCAAAUGGCAACUGGUUUGUCCAUUCAACAUUGGCAGGGAUUCCCGUUCCGCGCGGCCAGCCCUUGGUGUUGGUGUUCUACCCUCAACAAAUGCAAACUGGUAUCAGCUUCAAGCCCACCUGACGCAUCGACUUACAUCACACAUCCGUCCUAUUUUUACAGACAUCGAGUUCCUCCCUGGGAAACUCAGCCUCCUUGGGGAGGGUGAUCCUGUCUCAUUUAAAGAUCGCGUCAAAGGUCCUAAGGAUAUUCAGAUGGGAUGUUCAAUCGGCGUUCGAGGAGGUAAUAACGCUAGUACCUUAGGAGGCUUUGUCGCGGUUACAUAUGACGGCGAAACGCACCGUGGCCUCCUGACCAACUACCUUGUUAUGCGCCCCUCCCCCCCAUAUGCUAACCUUGAUACAAUCAAUCGUGAGGGCGUAUCUCCUCUCUCGCCUAUCCCCUUCCAGGGGGCAAUCAGUAUAGAAUCUCUAGCCAGGAUAGACCGUGACUAUACCCUGACCGAUCUUGACGACCAACUACAAGCCCUGGAGACACAGAAGGCUCGGGUCGUAGACUUCAUCCGGCAACGGCAGCUCACUAGCGAUGCACCUCGCGCAUCCUCCCAACAACAGCUUGAAGCCGUUGAAACCUGGGAGAAAACUCUGAUUGCAACGCGCCCAGUCAUCCAGGCGAUGCCACACGUCCUAGGUGACGUCCAUUCUGCGUCGGGCCUCUUAGUCCAUGGCCGACGUGUUAUUGAUUGGGCUUUCGUCGAGCUAACCCCGGAGGCCGAGGAGCGCUUCUUUAGGCCCAACCGAAUGCCCGAAGUCCCAAGGAACCAGAUGCCUCGAAGCGGCCCCUCCGGUCCACCUCCGGCUCUAGUCGCAGCAGGCACCCGUCUCGACGAAUUUAGCUCGUUACAGGAAGACACGUACUAUAUCAAACAAGGGCGCACCACCGACGUCACAGGUGUAGUGUGCAACGGUGUGCUGUCUGUUUGCAAAUGGGCGACACGAUACGAUAUCAAUGGUAAUACCGUCGACAGCAAAGAUCUUCGUACGGAGGAAUUCAUGAUAAUAGGUAUCCAAGAUCGCUUUAUUGAGUUUGGUGACUCUGGCUCAUUUGUCGUGGAUUCGACCGGGGCCGUUGCGGGCCUCGUAUUCGCCGAAUUCAAACACAACCUCCAGGCUGUCGGACUCGCAUUAACAGUCCCGGAUCUUAUGGACACGAUGGAGGGUCGACUUAAAGGUCCCGUCUCUCUCCGUCUCCCAUAA